This is a messenger RNA of Cuculus canorus (common cuckoo), 12599 nucleotides long. It is a transcript of the gene FRMPD2, whose product is annotated as FERM and PDZ domain containing 2. The coding region runs from base 386 to 6994 and encodes 2202 amino acids. Gene Ontology annotation, cellular component: cytoskeleton. Gene Ontology annotation, biological process: protein dephosphorylation. The transcript has 47 exons. The record is from RefSeq and is a predicted model, not a curated record. Gene Ontology annotation, molecular function: protein tyrosine phosphatase activity; protein binding. Lineage: Eukaryota; Metazoa; Chordata; Aves; Cuculiformes; Cuculidae.
GAAGUGUAAAUUCAGCAGACAUGAUGUCACCCUCAGCUUCAAACCAGGAGCUUCUAGGUUUGGCCUGCAAUCAUGAGAAGGAACCUUAUUGUUUACUUGCUUAGCCACUUGCCAGACCACACAGUGCUUGGUUACGAGAUAUAAACAAAGCAGUAGAAAGAGAGAAAGGAAGAAAGAGAAAGAAAGAGCGAAAGACAGUGAGAAGACAUAAGGAGAGAAAGAAAGAGAAAGAGAGAAAAAACAAGAAACAGAAAUCCAAGCAAGUCCUGAGUAUGUUUAAUGUGACUUUCACAACUACGAUGAUCUGAACAAUCAAUACUGGGCAAAAAUACAGAAGAUUUUAGACUGUUCUGAAUGCAGCAUUUGUCCAGCUUGUACAGCAGGCAUGAGCAGUUCCUGUGUGACACUGGACGAGGUCCUGUGGGCAAAAGGAAGCCCUUUGGAGGAAGAAGAAAUAUGGGCACUCUUGUACCUGGCCACAGAGCAGCUUCUGGAGGACCUUCACAAAGAUCCUGCCAUCUGCGUGAUUUGUCCAUGGUCAGUACUACUGUCUGCUGAAGGAAAUCUGUCCUUCCAAAACAAUGGAUCCCAGACAGAAACUGUCCCUUUCAGUGCACCAGAACUGCUUCACAGACAAAGUAAAAAUCAGUGCAUCGGACUAACAAAGAUGUUGGUGUAUUCUUUAGGAAUGACCCUCUAUUGGUCAGCUGACUACCAGGUUCCACCCAACCAGUCCCUCCAGUUGAGUGACCAACUACACACGCUCUUGCUGACACUAUGUGAAGAUCUGCCACAUAAAAGACUUUCUCCAGAAUCAAUUUUGGAAGCAUGUGAGGCACAUCAGAAGGAAUAUGCUUCCUUACCAGCAAAUGUCUACAUCAAGAAAAUGGUCCAGUUUGCUGUGGGAAGUGUCAGUGAGGUGGAGCGGGUAGUCACUGAAGACAGCACAGCCUCUCAGCUUAACAGAAGUCAUGUGAUAAGGAAAAGACUGCAUGAGAAAAUAUUGGACGCUUCACCACUGUCCUCCCAGAUGAAUUUUCAUGAAGACAAAGGGUCCAGAUUAAUGAAUUAUAGCCGGUCAACAGAAGAUUACAGACAACUCUCUGUGGACUACAGUGACUCUAAUAGUAUUUCUGAAAGUACAUCUUUGAUACUCUCUAACCGAGGACACAGGAGAGGCAAAGUUCCACAGACACACAGGUCAAGGGACCCCACCCUCAGUGGGUCAAGGACACAAAGUAGCUACAAGCUCUUCAUAAACAGGUCAGUCAGUGCUGUAGAAGAAAUCCCUGGUGGAACUCAGAAGAGCAGCAGACAGAACUUGCUAAGUUUAGGUUCCACUUUCUCCGUGUCUACAAAGGACUACACAGCAGCAGCUGCAUCGCAGAAAUGUUUGUUCCACAGGAAGGAAAAGUUUUCAGGUCCAGAAUUUAUUAUUUUGUCUAGUGAACCACCAGUGACCUUACAGUUGCCUGGAUCAAUUGUGACUAAAAAAGGGAAAUCCUAUUUGUCCCAAAGGGAUAUCAAUGUGAUUCUACUCAAUGGGCAGUGCCUUGAGGUGCAAUGUGAUAUCAAGUCUAAGGCAAGAGAUGUUUUCAACACCGUGGUGGCAUAUGCAAACUUGGUGGAACAUUUCUACUUCGGCUUGGCUUACCUGAAAGGUAAAGAAUUCUUCUUUUUGGAUGAGGAGACCAAACUCUACAAAGUGGCCCCAGAUGGCUGGAAUGACCAACCCAAGAAGAAGACCUCCAUCAUUAAUUUCACACUCUUUCUAAGGAUAAAAUUCUUUGUCAACCACUUUAAUGUUAUCCAGCACAGCUUGACAAGACAUCAGUUUUACCUGCAGCUUCGUAAAGAUAUUUUGGAGGAGCGAUUAUAUUGCAAUGAUGAGACUGCCCUGAAACUCGGUGCUUUGGCUUUACAGGCAGAGCUUGGCAAUUACGCUUCUGAGAUGCAUGGAAAGAACUAUUUUCGUGUUGAAGACUAUAUUCCAGCAAGCCGAAUAGAGAAAAUGACCCUGGCAUAUGUACAGCGAGAGCUUGCUAAAUUGCAUCAUAGGAAUCAUUCCCUAUUUGAGGAUGAAGCUGAAGUAGAAUUUUUAAAGGUUACUCAGCAACUUCCUGAAUAUGGAGUGUUAUUCUACCGUGUGUUCCAAGAGAAGAAAGUAGCAGGAGGGGACAUCAUCCUGGGAAUCUGUGCCAAAGGCAUCAUUGUGUACGAGGUCAAAAAUCACACAAGAAUUGCCAGUUUAAGAUUCCAGUGGCGUGAAACAGAGAGAAUUUCAGCUCAUAGAAAAAAAUUCAUGAUUGAAAGCAGCUUCAGUGGCAAGAAACACACCUUCAUUACCGACACAGCAAAGACAUGUAAAUAUCUGCUGGACCUCUGCUCUGCACAGCACAAAUUCAAUGCACAGAUGAAUUCUAGGCAACUUCAUCAAACUUCAUCAGAGGACAGUAAAUUUGUGGAAAUAGACAAAUCAAGUUCUGCGUAUGCAGCUCAACGUGAACACCUCGCCCUGAUUCAGAGACUGUCUCGUUCAGAGAAUGUACUCUAUGGAGCAAACCUGGAAAACCUUUCUGCUGGAAUGAUGAGCAAAUCUUGUGACAACCUCAGUGUGGAAACCAACAACAGGACUAGAGACAAACGCAAUCUUGACAGAUCCACAGCAGGGCUAUCCCAGUCAGAAAUGCACAUCAAUUUGAAUGGAAAGCAAAGGAGUUAUGACUACCUCUCUAUUCAUUCAACUCAGAACACAAAUAGUGCACCUGGAUCACCAGCCAUACAAAAGGAAGUUUUGCUAAGUGGUCUAGAAAGAGAAAUCAUUUGUGUCUGCCUAAAACGUGACCCUAAGAAUGGAUUUGGUUUUGUAAUUAUUGGAGGAGAAAAUGUAGGAAAAUUAGACCUCGGUAUCUUUAUCGCUUCAAUUAUCCCUGGGGGACCUGCAGACAGAGCUGGAAAUAUCAAACCAGGAGGACGACUCAUCUCUGUGAAUAAUAUUAGUCUUGAGGGCGUUUCAUUUAAUACUGCAGUUAAAAUCAUACAGAAUUCUCCUGAUGAAGUGGAUCUCAUCAUCUCUCAACCCAAAGAUAUGUAUGAAGAAGGAUUAAUUGAAGAAAAGAAUCUAUCAAGAGGAAACAGCACUAGUGGAUCUGAAGUCUCUUGUGUAGACAAUGGGAGAAAAAAGAUUCAAGACUGUCAUACAGCUCUCUCCAAAGUACAGGACAGGAACACAGAUGAACUUGAGAAGGCUCUUUCCUGGAGUUUAGCACCAAAAUUGGGCCCCAAGACUCCAGCAACUUCAGCUGAUAGCCAGGAUAUGGAGGAAGCUGAUUCUUCACACUUAUCAUCUCCAUCUGAAACCAACUCAAAGGAAAUCUAUGCUGUGGAACUUGUUAAAGAAGAUGGGACUUUUGGAAUCAGUGUGACUGGUGGAAUUAAUACUAGUGUGCGUUACGGUGGGAUAUAUGUGAAGUCAAUCAUUCCCAGGGGACCAGCAGAUAAGGAUGGACAAAUAAAGAUAGGUGAUCGUCUGCUGGAAGUAGAUGGCAUCAGCCUCUGUGGCAUCACGCACAAACAGGCUGUGGAACACCUUAAGAAAUCUGGCCAGAUUGCCAAGCUUGUUCUAGAAAGGGGAAACUACCAACUGACAGAGCCAAGCCUGACUGCUAAUGACAGAAGGGAUGACCAAUGUGCAGUUGUUUCUGUGGCAACAUCCUUCACAGAUGGUACCAAGGACUACUGCUUUUUGACAGAUGAUACGUUUGAAGUCAAAUUGACAAAGAAUUCUGGAGGCCUCGGCUUUAGCGUUCUGCAAAUGGAAGGGGAUGCUUGUGAGCACCUUGGAGGAGCUAUUGUCAGGAUCAAAAGACUGUUCCCAGGGCAGCCAGCGGACGAGAAUGGCAAAAUUGAAGUCGGAGACAUCAUUUUAGCUGUGAAUGGGAAACCACUUCAAGGACUCUUGUAUCAGGAUGUCCUGCACUUAUUGAGAGGAGCUCCUCCAGAAGUCACAUUACUACUCUGCAGACCACCAAAAGGUGUUCUUCCGGAAAUAGAACAGAGUGCCCUGACCUCAUCAUCUCCAGUUAAGGAAUUUGGGGCAGAAAUGCCAGGGAAUACAGAGGUACGAAAUACUAUGGAUCAAUCUACCAGCAAUGGAGGUAGCACCUCUCCAGACCUUGAAGACUACCUGGAUUCUCCAGUAGCAGCAGAUUUUAGUGAGCCUCCUGAAGAUGACAGCUCAACAUACGAAGAGCAGGAAGCUGAGUUUCAAGAGAAGCCCAUGCAUAAACUUAUGGCUCCCAGGGAAAGUAUCUAUAAGCGUCUUUGGAAGUUUCAUCAAGAAGCCACCGGUUCUGAAGCCUUCUAUUCCCUAGAGGAAGAAGUGAAGCAGAACUGCUACUCACCACGUGAAUUUGGAUGGCCCAAAAGCCACAUAUUUAAUAAGAGUGAUGAUGACCUAUCGAACACAAAAUGUAUGCCUGAAACUCUCUCUCUAACUCCUAUUGAUGAAGAGUAUCUCACUAUCAGCUCAACGUCUGUGACCUCACUUUCCCGGGGAGGAAGCUCCGAGACACUCUCCAGAGCCAUGGUGACACCACAACCACGUGUUUGUGGUCCUUUCUCAUCAUCCCUGCCUCCUAGAGAGACACAUGACAGUGACAAUGAAUGGGAAGACUUGGAGGAACCAGAGGAAGAGAAGGAAGAAAAGGAAGAUUGCAUUAGGGAAAUGGAGAUUUUUGUGGCUUUAACAAAGUCACAGAACAAUGGUUAUGGAUUCUCUGUAGUUCUCAACAAAGCUGACAACUGCCUGUAUGUUGAUGAAAUCCUCCAUGAUCCUGCCCUGUCUGAUGGAAGACUAAGAAGAGGAGACAGAAUCAUUAUGGUGAAUGGAAUUGAUGUCACAUCUUUACCAUGCAAUGAAGCCCUGACUUUACUUCAAAGCUCUCCUCCUGAUCUGCACCUUGUGGUUGGUCGUGCUGACAGUGAUCCCUGUCCCUCUAUUAGGCCAGAUGAGAUCCCUGAAAUUACUCUCACAAAAGGUGCCAAUGGACAGCUAGGCUUGAAGCUGACAGGAGGAGCUGGAAGCAAGUUGCAAGGUAUUUAUGUGCUAGAGAUAGUACCUGGCUCUCCUGCCAGUGUGGAAGGCAGUUUGCAGCCACGAGAUCAGAUUGUUUACAUCUGUGGACUGUGGACUGAGGGCAUUAGCCUGGAUGAUGCAGUGAGAGUGUGUGAAUCUGCCACCCAGAAUGUCCAAAUCAAAGCCACAAGAAAUGGCAAUCCAGUGGUUCCUAUAGAGCAGGAAAAUAGGCCACCUGCCGAGACAGUGAAAGCCAAUAUUUCUUUCUCAAAUGAAAACCUGAAUUCCCAGGAACAGCAUCUAUUGGAUCAACCUGAGAAAAAUUUGGAGGAAACAAAUUUUGGCGCUCAGAAAAAUGCUCCUGAUUCUCCUGAGUGCAAGGACUUCAUUAUUAAGAUUGAGCUGGAAAAAGCAGAAAAUGGAAGCCUAGGAUUUGCACUGGUAGGUGGAAGAAAUGGCAGGGCUAUCCUAAUAAAGGCUAUCAGCCCUGACAGCAUUGCAGACCUGGAUGGGAGGCUUCAAGUUGGUGACAUCCUACUUAAGGUGAACGAGACUUUCGUGUCUGGUCUGCCACGACAAACAGUUAUAGAUUUGCUGCGCAAGGCUCAAGGCACUGUUCAACUCACUGUCUGCCGAAGCAUGGCUUUGCAUUGGGCUUAUUCAGGCAGUCAGAGCAAUAACAUACCUUCCCCGCCAAACUCAAAAGCAGAACCUGAUAGUGCUGAGGGAAGCCUGCGAGCUCCGCUUGUUUUCACUUUCACGGAAGAAGAAGAAUCCAGCCAGAUGUGCACCAAGGAUCCAGAAAAUACACACAAUUCCCCUCUGCAAGGUGUGAUGGCUGGAAGAGAAUAUAUCAUUAGUGACAUUUCAGACAGAUCACAGAAAUAUGCAGAAAGUGAAGGCUGUAGAAGAGGGAGUCAGCAGUCUGAGCCAGACAGCUGCAAGAAUGAAGACGAUGAUUUGCCCUGCAGGAUUUCCGCUCUACCUAGAAGCAGUACCUUUGCCUCUGGAGAUGAACUGACUCAGUUAAUUACCUUUAAACCAUCACUGACUGGAGCAGGUCCAAGGACUGGCAUCACAGGUCUUAUUCGAGGCCUUCAGUUGCGAAUUGAGAGUCAAGAGGUGUUAAAGGAGUUUAUGGCUUUAGAACAUAUGCAACCAACAGAUGACUGUAGAACUGGCAAAGCACCAGAAAACCAGGAUAAAAACAGAUACCAAGAUAUUCUUCCAUAUGAUAAGACACGUGUUCCUCUCGGAGAAAAGAAGGGCUACAUUAAUGCAAGUUACAUUAGAAUGAAAGUUGGAGAAGAGGAACAUUUCUAUAUUACAACCCAAGGGCCUCUGCCAUCCACUAUGGCUGAUUUCUGGCAAAUGGUUUGGGAGAGUCAAUCAGAUGUGAUUGCCAUGAUGACAAAAGAAGUGGAGCUAGGGCAAGUCAAAUGUCAUCGAUACUGGCCUGAACCCCCCCAUGACUCUAUAGACCUGGCUGGUUUCCAUCUCAGUCUAGACAGUUACCAGAUUCUGGACUACUUCAUAAUUAGAACAAUAGAAAUGGUCAACAAGCUGACAGAAGAGAAGCGCAUUAUAAGUCAUUUGCAGUUUAUCACUUGGCCGGACCACAAUACUCCCAGACUGGCUGAGCAGCUUGUAAAAUUUAUUUGUUACAUGAGAAAAGCUCACAGUACAGGACCUAUUGUUGCUCACUGCAACACUGGCAUUGGACGAAGUGGAGUUUUGCUAUGUGUUGAAGUUCUGCUCAGCUACAUAGAAAAAAAUCUAUGUUUCAACAUCAAGCAGAUAGUGAGAGAUUUGAGACACCAGCGUUUUGGCAUGAUCCAAACUAAGGAUGAGUAUUUAUUCUGUUAUGAAGUUGUGCUGGAAGUCCUUCAGAACCUUCAAGCAAUGGAUUCCUACUGACCGCAAUAUGAUUCUUCCCUGUUGCUAUUCCCCUUGGACUCCAGGGACCACUCAGCAGUCGCUUUAAAGAGAUGUCAAGCCAGUAAAGACAAGUGUUGUAUUACAUGCUUUGUUAGAUUACCCUAAUUUCUAAGUCAUUUCAAGACCUUGCUUAACAUGUCCUGGGUAAGUAAUUUCAAUUUUGGCUCACAAUUUGGAGAAACAGCCAGCCAGCUCUGCAACACUGCUGAUAAAUUGCCAUGGACAAUUUCUGUGUUCUGAUUAAUAACAUAUUGAUUGUUACAAAAAUAUUUUGGGACAGUGACAAGGAGAUAGCAGCCUUUGGAAUUAGCUUUACUUUCCAGAGGGAAGCUAUAAAGACGUAAAAUAUACUGGGUUUGAGGGAGAUUAGUUGUCUCUUACACAUUGUUGUGCACUACUGGCUUCUGGACUGCAAAUGAGUAUUUUCUACAGAGGUGACACUUUUGUGUGGAAGGAGUUUACUUUUGGUUGCUUGAACAAUGUAGAGUAAUUUCCAGUCAUCGCUCCAGCCCAGGAACUUAUACCACUGUCACUAGACAUCUUAAAUCAAGAAACUGACAGAAAAAUAGGAUGCCUUUAAACCCUAGUUGGUUGUCUUCAAAGCAAGAAGAGUGUUCUAAUAAUUGAAUGGAAUAUUACUUUUUCCCAGCAAUAUGAAUAGCUGUAGAUAGCAUCAGUGUUCUUUCAUUCUGCAUCCAUGUAAAAAGGAAUGCAAUACUUAGCCAGAUGAAAGUACAGUGUGUGCAUUGUGGCACAUAUAUACAUUUAAUCUUCCCCUGAUCCUUUCCAUGACUAUCUUGUAAUUUUUAUCUAGAAUCUGAAUCAAUCUAUGGGAAGCCCCACUAGUUUCUGUAGGGGCUGAAUCAGAUCUUUAAAUUGGAAGAAAUAACUCUCUGUACAGUUUACUUCUCUUGCAAAAAAAGUUUUUGCUAGUGUGAGUUUGAGUGGAUUUGAGCAGAUUUCUGUUCAAGUUUGUAAGAUUGUACUUGUUUCUAUAGUACCACUUCUAAGUCCUUUAACUAGAAGGUGAUAUAUAUGGAAGUGAAGUUCUUAGAUGUGCAUUGAAAGAGUAAAUUUUAAACACACGAAAUUAUAACAGCAUUUAUUUAAUUGAAUUGUACAUAUUUUUAAAUCUUCUUUGAUUUCAGGAAAGGAGAAAAUAUUGAGACACUUGGAUAUAAAACUACAGUAGAAACAAGAAUAAAAUAGCUGUUUAUUUUCCGUAUGAAUUAGAGGUUUAUGAUUCAGAAAUAAUGAGGGAUUAAAUACAAGUUAAAAAUAUGACUUUUAGAAAAAGCCACUGUCAUAUAAUUACAAUUAAGGCCAAGGCCCUUUUCUCUUAUGACCUCAGAUAAUCUGCUGCAAGUCAGGAAAAGAUGGAAAUGAAAUGUAUUAUGUGAGCCAGAUGCUAAUUUAAAACAUAUUUAUAAAGAUCCAGAGUAACCCUAAAUUAGUGGAGUAACCCUGGACUUAUAUUGAUAUAAACAUAAACAGAACUCAAUGUUUUGUCUUAAAUUCAUUGAAUUUGAGCCUUCCCAGAAGCAUCACUCUCCAUCUAUUCUGCAUUUACUAUCUCUAUGUUGGAUAUAAAGAACUAUUUGUACAGUUUGUCAAGUGUCAUCAGCCAAAUUUUUAUUCAUAACUUUUUUUAACCUUCAUUUGAUAUUUGGCCUUUUACUUUGAUUUUAAUUAUGACUAUGCAAUGAAUGCAUUACACUGCACACGAAUGCACAAUUCACUUUUUGUAUCACAAAAACUUUACAAAUCUUCUCAAUGAAAAGAUUCCGGUAUUUUACACAAAGGUGUUUUUUUCUGUGGUUUAGAACAAGAAUUCUGGAUUUAGAAGAUAAUCUUUAUGGCAUUAUUUGUUCCUCCUCAUUUAUGCAACAUCUUUGUUCAACAGAAGUGUUUGCUGUUUGACAGAAUUUUUUCCUGGUUUACAGGGAUAGUAAAAAAAUUUCUGAAAACACUGAAUUGCGUUUCAGGUCAAUUUUUUUAUAUGAAAAUGCAGCUGUGCUACUUAACUACUAACCAGUAAGAGUGAUGGGAAAAAUAAUCUGUUAUUAAUUUGGGCUUAUAUUUAAACUUCCUUUAGAGGAGAGAUUUUGUGAUGACAGUACCUUUUGUACAUUCUCUCAAAGCAGGUGUUACUGAACUCUGAGACGUUGUACCAUAUGCCAUGUUCUUAUCCUCUAGGAAUACAGUAACUGAACACUUCUAAGAUCCCCAUAAUGACACCCUCGCUCAGACUGAACUUUGUUUUGGAUGACACACUUUUACACAGAUCCAGUCUCUAAUGCUGCUAGCAGUAUAAAACAAAACAGAACUGUCCUUCCAGAUAUUUUGUAAUCUGCUAAAUAACAAACAACCAUUUAUCCACAGAAAAUUUCAAAGUCUCUCAAACCAACUUUGUGCAGAGCCAGGUAGAUGGAAUUUACUGCAUGCUGGGUGGCAGGGCUGCAUCUGUCACAGUCCCAGAGCACGUCUCUCAAUCCACAACCUGACAUUUUAAGAAAAACGCAGGCUUGCAAGGUUUCUGCAGGUGCUUGAAGCUAAAGGCUGGUCACCUCAGUACUAGUGCUGCUCAGUGAGCUCCGCUGCUGUUAGUCAUUGUAUACAGCAGAUAAAUUCUGAGGAGGAGAGAGCUGAAAUGAUAGGCACAGCUUCUUCCAACAACAGAUACCAUGUUUGGAGAAAUAAACAAUGAGCCAUCACCAGAAAGUGCUUAGCAGGUAUGACUGUUCUAUAUGCUGUCUUGGAGAUGCUGAAGAACCACCUAUUCUCAGCUUCCCCUCUAAAGACAGGAUUCAGGGAUUCAACUUUGAGCUCUGCUGCAGGCGUCCUGAAUAAGCCAAACCAUUCAUACAGGAUUUUCUGCACCUCACAGGUUUCUUCUUUUACACUGCACUGCUGGAGUAGACUUGUAUCCUUCACAGAUGGGGCAACUGAGCUAAAAGCGUAGCUAAACUACACGUCAAGGUCUAUAGAGUUUUUGGAAAACUUGGGAACUAAUGCCAGAUGAUAUAAGCUCUGAUAAUGUGCUUUCACACAGAAGUGUCUUUCCUCAGUCAGAAAAUAGGAUCGUACUGCUCUGGCCCAUUUCUAAUGUGAAAUUAUUUAGCAUAUAAAGUGAUCUGACUGGAACUUGCACACAUCCUAGCAUGCCAGAUGUGUAUUAUGGUACAGAACAUAAGGCUCUGUGCCUAUAGUCACACUGCUUGCUUCAGAAGUGGCACUGAGAACACUGUUUGUACUUCUAAAUUGUGUUACUCUACCACCUGGUCACCGAUCAGAACAAGCUGCUGCACUAAUGCAAAAAAACCCCAGGAAUUAAUUUGAGGCAGUGCCUGCCAUAACAAGCACUCCAAAUACACACAUCCGCUAGUCCUCAGAUUCAUACUGAAGCACAAAACCUUGUCAGUGCUACUCUGUCCUCAAACAGCAGCUCUGUCCACGGAACAGCACGUCUUGUCAUCAUACCCCGUGGAAGCAACUAUUUUACUGGCAUUGAGACUGCUGCUAAGUUUUUCACACCUAACAUUUAUCUCCAUUUAAAAGUGAGUACAGCAAGAACAACCAUCUCAUAGCUAUUAAGAUACAAAAUCACAAGUGAAUAGUGGGGAAUGUCUACAUCUUCAACAUAAUCAUUCAGUUCCAUGAACUCAGGAGGGUUGGUGGCUCCAGGUAUUCUGAUUCCCCAUUUGCAGAUGUAAGAUAUCUUAAAAUAUCUGCAUAUACCAAAAUGGGUGCUACUGGCUACAAGUACAUUGCCAAGUUUGAAUGAUUGGCUUCUUAAAGUACCAACUUGUAAUUUUACAACUUGCACUAAUAUAACCAGGCUUCCUUUUAAUUUUCUUAGAACGCCUGAAAGAUGAGUCAGUAAGUGUUCUAUAACUGUCUCUUUGUUUGGAGUUGAUGGUCUUACUGACCAGCAGAAUCUUCUGUGAUUGAACAAUUGCAGUAAAUGCAAAUGCCACUAAUAUUGCAAAAGAACAGCUAAUACUGCCACCUAUGGGCAAAUCGCUACUGCGGCAGCAUUCAUCACGAUUAAUCACUCGUGCCAUUGGCACAGAACCACUGUAUCAACUUUCACUGAGGUUCACUCAAAAGCGUUACUAAGACGGGCUUGGCAGAAUGCAGCACUCUUGCUCCAGCCUGGCAAGUGCCUGCCUGGCCAGGCAGGAGCUGCAUGCUGCUGACAACUAUGUAGUCAUAGUGCUGUGGGUCCUACAGAUCCUUAAACUAAGGAUAAUUAAGUACUCAUCUCGUCUCAGGAAAGGGUAUCUAGAAGUUUGACGGGAUCUGUGCAAAUCUGUUGAGAGCCUAACCUAUGGAUAAACUUGGUCUUGACCUUAAACCAUGGGUGCUCUUGGAAAGAAGCACUUUCUGGUUUUCAUUUACUGAAAAUUGUGAGUAACAGGAAAUCCUCCUGCAGUUUUACAAGAACUGGUUUUGUGAAACACUGUGAGGAGCUGAAUCCAGUUGGGUUGGGGUAUGUUUAGUCCAAGAUAAUCGCUGUGAACUGUUUUCUUUUGUCAAGUAUGUUGCAAAUGAGGACUGGAGAUCAUGUCACAUAUCUCAGUGCAACGAUCCUGACCUUUGCACGUUGAGGAAUAUGAUCCAGAUAACAGUUAACCUGGGUAGGCCCAAGCAUGUGCUGUGCUGCACAUAGAGCUUAGCCUUUAGGCCUGUGUUGUGCUGUGAAUUCCUCUUAGCCGCAGGAUAGAUGUACGUAGUUGAUUGUAUCAGAGAGCCUGUAGGCAGCUCCCACUUGGUACUGCUAAAUAUGCCAUCUGUGAGUCCUUGCCCUUACCUAAAAGUGCAGCAAGAAGUUCUCAUGUGAACCUUCUUUCUGUUGGACAUAGAAAUGCCAAAUGCAGUUGGUUUUUUUUGUGAGAAAAUCCUAUAAUAAUUCAAAUUACCAAAACAGGGUAACCCUUCCACAGACAGGGUCUGCAUGGUGUGCUGUGCCUGAGUUAGAUGCCUGUUUGGUACUACAGUACUUGGAGUUCCUGACAUAAGUUUGUCUAUAUUAUACUCUCUUCCUUCACAGGAUAUUUGACAUAGUCUGAGUGCCUUUCUUACAUCACCUCCAGGUACUGAGUUACAAGGGAAGAACAAUGGUAUUUCUCACAGUUGUUAAAUCACAAAGCUGGGCUCAACAUGAAGGCUGCCUGCCUAAUGCUUGCAAAGAUCACUGAAUAUUACUGUAAUAUUACAAAAAACAGAUUCCAGCUGAGAUUUCUACACUGAAAAGAGCUCACCCUUGCAGGCAAAGCAGGCUGAGGGUGACAGUCCACUAUUAGAUUGAUCUUUUAAAUAUGCAGUAAUGUGUGUGAUGGAAAGACACAGAACUUAAAAAGAUAUAUGUAAAAAUAAAGUGUGAUUUGCAUAUAAUCUUGCAUUAAUGUAACCGUAAGUUUAGAAAUAAGCUUGUGAAACCAGAAGAGUGUUCCGUAGUAUGGUGUGAUUUCUCUUGUCUUUGUCCUUUACUUAACGCACACCAGGAAUAACAGGACCUUAUACUUCAUUCAUGCUUCUCCAUACCCACUAGCAUGGAACAAUUAACACUGAAACACAGAAC